AUGGCGCAGGCUGGAGGGUCUUACAACAAUCCCUUGAAGAAAUUCAAGUAUGCUGGUGUUCCUGGGGGAGCAGAGUGGCAAGAUACCCCCAACCCAAUCCCGGGAAUGUCAAUGGAACUAAUACCAUCUUAUGCAGUCGGGAAAACCUCUCUCAUCACACGGUUUAUGUACGAUUCGUUUGAUAACAUGUAUCAAGCGACCAUCGGCAUCGACUUUCUGUCUAAGACCAUGUAUCUCGAAGACCGGACGGUGCGGCUACAACUCUGGGAUACGGCAGGACAGGAGAGAUUUCGAAGUUUGAUUCCAUCAUACAUCCGAGAUUCAAGCGUGGCCGUGGUUGUCUAUGACAUCUCAAACGCAAAAUCAUUUCAAAACACGAAAAAAUGGAUUGACGAUGUUCGGGCGGAACGAGGCAACGAUGUCAUUAUUGUGCUGGUUGGCAAUAAGACUGAUUUGAACGAGAAGCGUGAAGUCACUACACAGCAAGGGGAGGAUGAAGCUAAAAAGAACAAUCUGAUGUUUAUGGAAACAAGUGCGAAGCUAGGCCACAACGUCAAAAAUCUAUUCAAACGGAUAGCGCAAGCGUUGCCUGGUAUGGAGGGAGCUGAUGCUGCAGCUCAAGCAUCAAGUCAGAGUCACUCUGCUUUGGAACAGCAGGCUCGUGACUUUGUUGUAGUACUAAUAGAAUAUGGUUCAAACAUGUCUUCUUCGCGAACAUGGACAGCAGCUCAGGUUAAUUUAUUUGGCCUAGUGAGCCUUCAGACUGGAACGGAACUUAUCUCAUUGGCGCUGGUUUUCAACAAGGUCUCGGGGGUUUAUGGACUGUUGGCGAUUUUGACGGGUUACCAGCUAUCCUUACUCCAACUGUCGACGUAUGUGUACUCGAUCGGUGUCCUGGGACUGCUCGUGUAUCUUAUUCCCCAUAUCCGACGACAAAGCCCUUUCGAAUGCUUGGCAUUAGCAUGGUUAUACAUUCUCGACACGACGAUAAACGGAGCUUAUACGGCCGCGUUUGGGCUUGACUGGUAUUUUGCGAACACUACAAACAAUGGAUCGGAUUCGGCAUCUAUAUCUCUCCCAGGCAUUGUUGCACAAGGGUUUGACGGCCUUCGGCGAGAGCGCGCUGUUCACGGCAAGGCUGUACCUCAGGAGACGGCUACUAGCAUGGUAUUGAUUGUGGGACUUACCCUCAUUCGAGUAUACUUCAGCCUUGUGGUGAUGGCAUUUGCACGCCAAGUAUUGCAAAAAUACAUGCAAUUGAUGAUCCUUGAAGGACCCGGUGUGGAUGAGAACGAAGGACCCUUCGCUGCUGACCUUCCAGACGGUGACGGCCGAAAAGGACGACUGGGCAGACUCAUGGUGUCUUUGGGCAAGCGGUACUGGUUGGAUAUUCCGGGUUCUGAGAACUGGGAGAGGAGUGUACACGGAAAACCGCAUACUAGUAGCGGUACUCUAGCGGGGCAAGUGUAA
Metarhizium brunneum ARSEF 3297 is the source of this 1470-nucleotide messenger RNA. The record is from RefSeq and is a predicted model, not a curated record. Lineage: Eukaryota; Fungi; Ascomycota; Sordariomycetes; Hypocreales; Clavicipitaceae.